AUAGCAAUUCAGCUUGGCAAAUGAAUGAAAAUGGCGGCCAUUCCGACGGAAGUGUUAUGAAAUGGCAUGAGACCUUUAAUAUUCUAUAGCCAGCAAACAACAGCGCUAAAACAUAACUGGGAAUGGUAGCUUGGUCACUCUACUAUGCUCAUGGUACGAAUUUAGUCGGAUUUUCCUUUGGGAGGAGGAGAAAACUAUUCUAAAUGUCAGCUGAGACUGAACACAAUGACUGGGACUGGAGAACCCUAUGUCAAGAUUUCAUGAUUGAUAUACAUGUUCCGGUGCUUGAGAGAGUUAAGGAGGAACAGUACGGUGAUGAGGUUAAACAGUUUAUCACAGAGUAUCUUGAGCCAGUAUUGGCUCUUCUUCGCGAUGUCAAACAGUCUGCAGAGGACUAUUUUUCUACUGGUGAGAAAUCAGAAGAUGCAUGGGUGCCUUACUAUGAAAAGUUUGUGCAAACAGUUAUCCACAUAAACAAAAUGAACACUGAACUUCACAAGGGAGACUUCUACAUUCACCUAAGUUCUGUCAUUCCUGGACAGAUGAUAAUUAAGUACUAUGAUUCUGGAGGGACACAAUCACUGCCGAUUGACAAGGCAGACUUGAGAAACAUCUGGGCCAAAGACUGGACAGACAGAUUAAGGAUAGAAAUGAAUGGGAGAUUUUUAUUUUUGAACUGUGUGGUGACAUUAAAAAAUGGGAAAGAGGAGAGACGGCCAUGGAGAUAUUUAAUGUCUGCAACAAGAAAUGUCAGCUACAAGCAGUACAGAGCUAUCGAAAAGGAUGACAGUUUGGAGGCAAAUUGCAGAGUUAGCAGGCAAUCCCUGUUUCUUGAGAAACCGCUGAACAUAUUUGACAUCAAUUUUGAAUUACUUCACACUGGAGUUGCUUCUCUGACAGGCAGUAAAGACAAGCGAGGGGGGCACAUUCUCCUGAUUGACGCGUCCAGACCUGACUGGAAUAAUGUCAAGUACAGCAGUAUAGAACUAGCAAGAAUUCUGAUGUACUUCAACACCAUUCUCAAAAAAGACAGUCAAAAACUCGGCUUUUCGGCAAUACUAGAUGCAAGAAAAUCUGGGGUGAAAAGGAGGGCUAUUGAAGAUAUUACAGAAGCAUUGAUAUGUUUUCAGGAGAGUUGUCCAGGGGCAUUACACAUCGUCUACAUCGUUGCCAGGAAAGACUCGCCACUACUCAUGUUCAGCACCACGAAAAUCAAGGAGCAGCUCAACUUUGAGUUCAAGCUUAUCACGACCGUACAAGAUCUAAAGAAGUACUUCGAUGCUGAUCAACUAACGCCGGAAUUCAACGGAACUUUUCACUACGACCAUGACGACUGGAUUAGAUUUAGAAUAAAGCUCGAGCCGUUCAUGACCGGAUGCCGUAGUGCGGCCAAGCUUGCAAUGGGCGUGAUGCAUCAGUUCACUAACACCAAGCUAGGAGAUAGCGUGCCCGAGUGCAAAAUCUUGCUGGAACAGCACCAGCAGAAGGUCAAGGAGGUGUUUGAGGACAGUAGGCUGUCGGCGUUACAAGUAGAAGGGGAGCAGAUACUUAUAAGGUUGCAUGAAGAACAAAACAAUGCACCCAAAACGGAGGAUUAUAAGGACACAGUGAAGUGCGUAGAAAACCUCUACCACCAGAUGAACGAAGUGUUCUGCAAGCUCGAGAUGCUGACGGAUAACAGGACCAAAAAACUCGAGCAGUGCCUGCAACUUAGGGAGUUUGAAGAGUCGACGGAUAAGGUACUAUCUUGGAUCCGCACUGAAGGGGAAUCCUUUCUCAGCAAGCACACGGAACUCGGAGACUCGAUUGGACACGUGACCUCAUUAAAAGAAGACUUCGACGCAUUUGAGACCGUUGCUAAGUCCUACUGUGACCAGACAGAAAACUUACUAGCGGAGGGUCGGUCGUUAUACGAAGGUGGUCACUACGAAGGUGUUGGUUUAAAGGAGCGCUGUAGAGUAUUGGAGGAGGUGUGCAAAAGAUUCGUGAGGAGCCUGGAAAUGAGGAAACAGGUGCUGGCCUCGUGCAUGGAGUUCCACACCCUGGUGGAGGAGGCAUCCGAAUGGGCGAUCAGCACACUGAGACAAAUGGCCCUGAUGAACAUGGAGGAGAUCCUAUCCCUGGAGGGCGUUGCAGCCUUGCGGGGGAAGCUCCAGAGUUACCUGGCAGAUAGCCCGGCAUGGCAGGACAGUAGGUUGCACCGGAUAUCCGAGAUCGCAACCAACGUCGGCCAUGAGCGGAUGAUCCGGCAGGCGGAGGGGAUUCUAACGAGGUAUAAAGAGGUGGAAGACAUGUUGGAGCAGAGGCAGGGCACGCUUGCACGUGCGGAGGAGAGAUUACAGGGUCACCCUUCCAGUGAAAUAUCCAGUACUGUCACGGGUGGUAGUGACGAAUCCGGCUCCACCCCUCCCCAGGAUGGGGACGAGAGCGAUCUCUACCCAGAGAGCGAUGACGACAUAGACUCCUCCCUCCUGAGUGUUGAGGGACUGGACCUCAAACCCAAACGCAAGAUCUCUGAUGAUAAGAUGUACUCGUGGAAGGAGGUCAGCGGCAUACAACAUCAACCGCUUGAAAGCGUCGAGGAAGAGGAAGUACUAUCUCCGCGAGUCCAAGAAAAACUGUCAUACAUUGUGACGGAGAUGAUUGAGACGGAAAGAGAUUACGUUAAGUCGCUAGACUACAUCGUGGAGAAUUACAUCUCUCAGAUGGACAACCCAGAUCUGCUUCCAUCGCUAAAAGGGAAGAAGAAUAUCCUUUUUGGGAACAUCGAGAGGCUCAGCGACUUCCACAAAGGCUCUUUUCUCCGUGAAUUGGAGAAUUGCAAGGAACGACCUCUCCAAAUUGGGAGCUGUUUUCUAAAAUGGGAGCGUCAGUUUUACCUUUAUGCUCUUUACAACAUGAACAAACCUCGCUCGGACCAGCUUCUAUCCGACCAUGGCAAUGCCUACUUUCGGAUAUGCCAGAAGGAGCUUGGUGACAAGCUUGACCUCGGUAGCUACCUUAUGAAGCCUGUUCAGCGCAUGUGCAAGUAUGGUCUUUUGCUGAGGGACAUGAUUAAAGUUUAUGGCGGAUCAACACGGGUUUCGGAGCUCAAGGCCGCCGAGGAGAUGGUCAAGUUUCAGCUGCGACAUGGCAAUGAUCUUCUCGCUAUGGAUUCUCUUAGAGCCUGCGAUAUCAAUGUGAAGGAGCAAGGUCGACUGUUACGGCAAGAUAACUUCAUCGUGUGGCACGCCAAGAAGAAGACCCGUCGUCGCGUGUUCCUGUUCGAGGACUUGGUCCUUUUUAGUAAGGCCAAGAAACAAGCAGGGGGUGUGGACCUUUACUUCUACAAGCACUCCCUUAAGACCGCUGACAUCGGUUUGACGGAGUCUGUGGGCGACAGUGGGCUGCAGUUUGAGCUAUGGUUCAGACGUCGCAAGAUCGGAGAAACUUACAUAUUGCAACCGUCUUCAGUGGAAGUCAAACACGCCUGGCUGUCGGAAAUCACCAAGAUCCUUUGGAAACAAGCGAUGAGGAACAAAGAGUACGGACUGACUGAAGCGUCCACGGGAAUUAGUGUCGGAAGCCAACCAUCCUUCCUCGUACCCAGUACCCGCUCGGACGACAUCUCGGCGUACCAGCCCAACACAACAACCACACCCUAUCACGGCAAGUACCUUCGUAGCUCGCGCUCCGUCAGCCCCAAGCGCUUGUCCGCCGUGUCAACAUCCUCCUGCGCCACUAGUGGGGCGUGUCUUACGGACGACGAGGGGGGUAACUCGGGACAUCAAUCCCGCAUGCGUCCCGUUUCAACUAUCGAGGAACGGAACACUGCAACUCGCGAUAUUAGGAGUGUGAAAUCGAGCGAGGAUUUACCAUCAAAGGUAAAGUCUACUAAAGACAAGGAGAAAUCGGAAAAGCACGAUAAACAAGAUAAACAUGAAAAACGGGACAAACAGAAUAAGUCGCCGGUCGCGAAUGACGAAAAGAGGCCGAACUUUUUCCGAAGUCUUUCGGGGUUUUCGCUGAGAGAUCGGUCGCAUUUGGAUCGCGAUACGAAUAAGGACAAAAAUAAACACGCGAACGAGAGUUUCGGGGGCGUGCAUAUUCGACGCUCGCUAAGGGAUAGGGACUCUGAGGUAGCGAAUCGUAGGAAAUCGUGGAUGGAGCGUAUCACACAUAAAGGACACGACGAGCGUGAAAAGGAGAAGGAGAAAGUCCGUCGGCGGAGUCUGGUGGAGACUCGGACGGUGUCGCUUGACGAAACGGUGUCGGACUUGAGUAAAGAGGAGACGAAGAGAACGAAAAAGAUCAGCAAGAAACCGACUGAGGAACCAAAGACAUGUAGCUCCCUUGAUACCGUCCGCGCUUGUCGUUCCCAGGAGGACUUGCGUGCUUAUAGCCCCCAUGGGGACUUGAGCGCGUUUAUCCCCCAUGGGGACUUGCGCGCAGCAAGUAACCUAGACCAGACCAAUGCUAGUGCCCAUAAUACUUUGCGCGAUGUCAGCGAUGAGUUGGCCAAACAACAAAGCACUAAACUCUAAACCUUCUCAAGUCGUAAACAAAUUAAAUAAAGGUAUAACGACUACCUGACACAAAUCUAAUGGUGUGUAUUAGUGUUAGACUUCUACUACUAAACUUAGAACAAGCGGGAAUCUUCCGACUCAGAAAACUAUAACGGGAUGGGUCUCCGAGUGUGCCGAUUACGAGCCGAUGUCGUGUUCGGGAAUACAACGGUACAGCGGUAAUGAUGGAUACUCGCGGGCGUCGUCAUGAAGAUUUGGGUCAGCCGGAGACGACCCGAUGGCAUUCGGCAAAAGUUCGACGGCAACAAAGAACCUUUAUUGGAUCCAAGCAUGAACCGAAGUCUUUCGGUUACGUCUUGCUGGAAGUCAUAGAAAAUUUUAAGUAGGAUAGACUCGGCAACCUUCUCUCGCCAUUAGAGCUGUUCCAAUUUGUCCUUGAAACGCACUAUGGGAGUUGUGUACAGAAACUACUUAUAAUUGAUUAAAAUUUGAUAUUGUUUGUGCGUGAUACGCCAGUGUUCCACGGAUUAACUGAAACAGCCCUAUUCCCUCGACUUUAGGUUUACAUUUUCGUUGUUUUACCUCUAGACGUGACGUUUUCUUCUGGUGUCUUUUCCGUGAAAAGUGUGGAAUAUAUAAUGUGAUAUAGACUGGUUUUCUUCAACCCAUGAGAUAUAUGCCUCUUAACCUGGCGCCGAUUCCUUAGUUAUCAGUUGUUAUCCCUUGAUUGAUUGAAUAAAAAAAAGCUAUUGUAGGCCCUUCUUCCUCUCUCACCAUCACGCUUCGACUCUGGGUCUAAUGAAAACCACUCUAGUGGCCCUCUAACGUUUCUCAAUUUUUGUCCAGUGCUCGGGCAGAUAUAAUUUUAGAUAAAAUAACAUAUUGUAUAUUUGAGAAAUAUCGACAACCAAUACAAAACUUCCAGAUUAGGGUUUUAUUUUCCUACUUUCACUAAAUCCACUAAAGCAAAGAGUGACUGCUGAUUUAACGACACAGAAUGUUCUGAUUAGAGAAUAGGUUAUUUGAAUAUGGGGAAAACUUGCAGUCAGUUGUAGGAAAGUUUUCAAGGAAUUUUGUAGGAUUUUGCUUUUGCUAUUUUCUUUUAGUUGAUUGAUGCGUUCCAUGCAGAAUAUUUAUUACAAUGUUUUGUAAUGUAAUAUUUUACGAUAUCUCUAGUAUUUUAGAUUUUGUAAUACGCCGCGGUAAUCAGCAAGACUCUGAGCCGACUUGUGUGACGAACUGUUACAAACCUUUUAGUGCUGCAAUAAAUAUAUAAAUAUAAUACAGGGAGAUGUACAUUUCAGUGGCCGACUAGCUAAAUCUGUUGUGAAUUACAUCAUCAAUCCUGCGAUAAACACGGCUCCAUUCUAUUGUUACAGCCUACAAUAGUCAAUGGAUGAUCAUAUUUUACAGAACCAUACGAUAUUUAAAUUCAAAUAAAACAGGAACAAAAGUUUUAUAUAAGUCGGCUCUAAGUCUGUAAGACAAGCCACGGUUGUUAGCAAUUUUUAAAAGGAAAAGCAAUAAAUAUUUAAAUGACAGCUGCUACAAUAACCGUGAUAAAAGAAGGGAUAAGAAUUAGUAAAACCGAUAGCAUCAACAAGCCAACAUCCUUACAGUAAAGAGGAAAAUUUCCGCGCUUUUUUUAUCUUCGAACUUUUCGUCUAGAUUGGCUUUGACCAAAUAUGAAACUGCGGCAGAAAUUAAGAGUAUUGUAAAUACAUUUUUUCAAAUCGACUAUUUCUGCGUGCAAAAAUCUAUACGUUUACUAAGUUUAAAAUAUCUUUUCCUAAACCCAGUAAAUAGUUAUAGGAUUAGAUAGAACGGUUCACAGUUGAUUGCGGAAUUAUAUAAUAUUAGAAUGGUGAUUUAAUAAAAAAAGGAUUACUUUC
This is a messenger RNA of Nematostella vectensis (starlet sea anemone), 6397 nucleotides long. Its product is annotated as puratrophin-1-like. The record is from RefSeq and is a predicted model, not a curated record. NCBI's taxonomy places the organism in Eukaryota, Metazoa, Cnidaria, Anthozoa, Actiniaria, Edwardsiidae. Gene Ontology annotation, molecular function: guanyl-nucleotide exchange factor activity. Bases 204 to 4523 code for a protein of 1439 amino acids. The transcript is spliced from 28 exons.